AUGGCCAUUUUUAGUUGUUUCACACUGUAUCGUGUGUGGGUGAAUCCGGAGUCGGACAGUGUGUACAUUGCAAUCAUCAAUUUUUGCUGGAGCUCGUACUACACCGCUUAUUUAUUAUUCAACUUAUCGCUGGCCGAUAUGGUUCAGACGGAGGCCAAGAGUAUUGGCAUAUCCGCCCAUAAGACCAUCAAUUUGGUAGACGAUGAUGAAAUUUGUGAUAAGCUCCUACUGCUGUCAAAUCAAAUUUAUCAACGGACUCCGGUAGUUUCCUGCAAACUGUUCAACUUCGACGCAUCGUUGAUUUUUUCGACGCUUGGAACCAUCACAACCUAUCUAGUGAUUUUGAUUCAAUUUGACAUACUUUCUGGAGAUGUUGAGUAA
Molecule: messenger RNA, 381 nt
Organism: Ochlerotatus camptorhynchus
Lineage: Eukaryota; Metazoa; Arthropoda; Insecta; Diptera; Culicidae
Product: gustatory receptor for bitter taste 66a-like
Exons: 4
Coding region: 1-381 (126 amino acids)
Biological process (GO): male courtship behavior; chemosensory behavior; sensory perception of taste
Cellular component (GO): dendrite; neuronal cell body; axon
Source: RefSeq, a predicted model, not a curated record